AUGAAUCACAAUGGAAACCUCCGCUCUUCAAUUACAAACCAGAUAUCUAAUCUUACUUCCCUUUCCAUACUUGAAUUAGCAAGUUGUUAUAAUUUACAAGGUUCAAUUCCGUACCUUCCUCAGUUGAAAAGGCUUGACAUAAGAGGAAGCAAUAAUCUUUAUGUCAACCUCACGUCCAUGUUAGAACGUCAAUGGCUCAAACUACAAGUACUUUGGAUGUCAUCCACUUAUGUGAACGGAUCGAUUCCAAGUUUGAUUUCAAAUGCUCCAUCAUUGGUUAGUUUUAUCGCAUCAAGAUGUUUAAUUAAAGGAUCUUUACCUACCUCUAUUACAAAUCUUUCAAGAUUGGAGUAUCUAGACCUCGAUUUCAACGACAUAACAGGUUAUCUUCAUCCUCUGGGCUCAAAUAUGAAAAUUUUAAAACAUCUAUCUUUGUCUAGAAACAAUUUGCAAGGACCUAUACCUGAUUCAAUCUGUGAUAUUAUAAAUCUUCAACAACUUGAUCUGUUUCUCAAUGAUCUAUCCGAACUGAUACCAAGUUGCAUCACCGGGCUCCAGAAUCUUCAAUAUUUAGAUGUUAGUGGUAACUCUAUUGAGGGUAGCAUUUCAUUGAACUCUUUCAUCAACAAGCUGAACCUAAUGGAACUGAAUCUGAACUCAAACAACAUAACCAUAGAAAUAGAUCAACACUCUCUUCCGUCAAAAUUUCAGUUGGAGAGAUUAGAGCUGCAAUCAUGCAAUAUUAAAGGAGAUAUCCCAGCUUUCUUUUGCAGUUUCACUAAUCUUACAAAAUUGGAUUUGUCACAGAGCAAUCUUAUGGGAGUUAUUCCAUCUUGUCUGUUCAAACACCAACCUCUUACAGACUUGGAUCUCUCCCAAAACAACCUCCAAGGAACCUUGCCACAUGAGUUUCAGUUUAAUCCUAAUAAAAACAUGUACUUAAAUUUAGCCGGAAACAAGCUUCACGGUUCACUUCCUCUUCCAUCUCCAAAAAAUUGGUUUCUCGAUCUGUCAAACAAUCAGUUCAGUGGCGAAAUACAAUUCGAAGUGGGAAAACGUCUUUCGACUUCCCGCUAUGCUUCAUUAUCAAGUAAUCAGUUAUCUGGUACAAUACCUCUAUCCUUUUACUUAAAAAGAAGCUUAGAUAUGCCUAUGAGCAUUGGAUCUCUAAACCUCUCCAACAACACCCUAACAGGAAGUAUUCCCUCUAGUUUUGGAAACUGCAGUUCGCUCGUUUUUCUACAUCUUGGCAUGAACAAUCUCACUGGACGCAUUCCUAAUGUGCUUCAACAGAUACCUAUUGGAUAUCUUCUACUGAAUGAUAACUCCCUCGAAGGUAGUUUUCCAAACUUCAUUCGACAACUACAGGUAUUGCAGGUUCUCAGCUUGGGAAACAACAAGUUUGACGGUAGUAUACCAAGUUUCAUCGGUUCAUUCGAAUAUCUUAGGAUCCUUUCUUUAAGGACAAAUAGAUUCGAUGGAUCUAUCCCCAAAGAGAUCAACCAUUUGGGUCGACUCCAGAUUUUAGAUUUGUCGAUGAACAAUCUCUCUGGUCUAAUUCCUAGGAUGUUAGGGAACUUGACGAUGCUAAGGAGUAGACUUAACAGCACUAGUCCAGGUUGGAGUGGUGGUAUGUUUAUCCCAGAUCUUCAAAUGCGAAUAGCAAUCAAGGGGGUCCUGCAACCUCUUCAACUCCUAAAAGAAUUCAGUUCAGGAAUCGACCUAUCAGGCAACAAUCUCGGAGGAAAUAUUCCAGAGGCGAUAGGUCUGCUAGAAGGGCUUGCGAUGCUUAAUUUAUCAAAUAAUCUAGUUAACGGUAAUAUUCCUACAAGUCUUGGAAACAUGGACGGUUUAGAGUCAUUGGAUCUCAGCUUCAAUAAACUGUCUGGAGGUAUCCCAAUGGAAAUGACAAAUAUAAGGUAUCUUGGGUAUUUAAACCUAUCAUAUAAUAACUUGAGUGGUAGAAUCCCUCAAGAUGAUCACUUCCAAAGCUUGGGUGUGGAUGGAUUUGCUUUCCUUGGCAACCAAUUUCUGUGUGGUAUUCCUACCAAGAAGCAUUGUGAUGGUGAUCCUAUUGGUCCUACAAGUAGCAACACCGACGACAACACAAACCUGAAUAAUGAAGAUGAAGAUGGUAAAAGAGAGAAGGUUUUGCUAUUUGGUUCUGCUAUUUUGGGUGUUGCAGUAGGGUUUUGGGGUCUAUUCUUGGCUUUACUUUGUAAAAAGGAGAAAUGGUGGUUUAGGUACUGGAGAGCUGUUGAUACUGUUGCAUCAAGAUUAACAGGUUGUAUACGGAAAAAUCAGUAA
Papaver somniferum (opium poppy) is the source of this 2307-nucleotide messenger RNA. RefSeq names its product probable LRR receptor-like serine/threonine-protein kinase At4g36180. The transcript has a single exon. Gene Ontology annotation, molecular function: protein binding. Bases 1 to 2307 code for a protein of 768 amino acids. Lineage: Eukaryota; Viridiplantae; Streptophyta; Magnoliopsida; Ranunculales; Papaveraceae. The record is from RefSeq and is a predicted model, not a curated record.